AACAUCACGAAAAUUAUAUUGAAAUAUUCAAAUGAAAACCAUAAUAGUGAUUGUUUUGUGUAUUUUGUUUUGUCCUUCAUUGAAGACACAAGAUGAGCGGCCAAGCGAAAUAAUUUGUUCUAUAGCUGGAAAUGUCUGGGUCAGUACUUAUAAAGUCAAUGUAUCCGAAAAACCAGAUGGGUGUGAUGUAAUUAGUAUGAGUCAAUAUUCUUUUGACAUGCAUAAUGGUAUAGAUAACCAUAUACCCGAAUCAGAUAAAGGUGUAUUAAGAGCCUUGAAUAAAGCUAAUAAAGUUGUUUAUACACAACUUGGAUUCAUUUAUAAUUAUGAUUGGCCCUCAAUAUUUGUUCCUAAGGAUGAGGAACAAUAUAAGAAAGUAAUAAUAGGUCCAUUAGUCAAUUUUUUAAAUUUUUAUAAAAUUAGUGGUCUUCUCUUGAAUAUACGUUGGAUUUAUGAUGUCAUGGACAAUUUUCCCCAAAAAAUAAGUACAUUCAUUAGUCAAGUCAAACAACAAGUAAAACAUAAAAUAGUAUUUGGUUUAGUCGUAGAUGCAAUGACCUAUGGAAGCUUUAAUAAUACUACGGGUUUUGAUUUUACAAUAACAAAUAAAGUGUUGGAUAUUUAUUUAAUUGACUAUACACAUUUAAACAAUUUUUGUGAUUCAGAAGUUAAAAAUUAUGGUAUGACUCCAGUCAAUAGUCCAAGUCCUAAUUUGACGAGUAUGGAACAAGUGACUUCAGCUGUAACGAGUUCAAAAAUGGAUGAUUCAAAAAUUUAUGCUAUGUUAAAGGGUUAUGUGAGGAUUCCAGAUGAUCAACCGACAAUAAUUGAUAAGCUAAUUACAUCGUAUUCUGUGUAUUGUAGCACCCAUACAAAAAAUUCAUCUCUCUGGUGUCAGAACCCUUCACAGCUUUUAUUUGAUCAAGUAAAUAUAUUUAAAUCUUAUUUAAUCUCUGAUUAUAGAACGAAAUUUAGUCAUAAAGACAGACAAAUCUGAUACACGCAUGUAUAAAGACAGAUGGCAGGAUACGAUACAGAAUUUUAAGUUGGAAAUAGGUGUAUAAAAAAUCUUCUAGGUUCGAUGAUUUACUUCGUAUAAUUGUUGAAUAACAGAUACCACUUUUGAUAAUUGAUACAUUAGUAUUAAAGUAAAAUCUAGCCUUGAUUAUUCCUUUUCUGACAACCCUACAAAAUCUGAUCCAUUCCCGUUAAAAUUUUGAAUAAGUAAGUAAAUUUGUGUGAUCCUAUUUUAAGCAAUAAUUUUAAAAUCCUUUUGUUUUAUUUUAGAUCGAGAAAAAUCAAUUGAAAUGUUUUACCAGGGGAUGGAUAUUUUCAUCUUUGGUAAUGUAGUUUAGACUUUGAGCAAACAGUAAUGCUUCAUACUGCGCGAUGUUUGAUGCAUACAAAGAAGUUUCCAAUUUUCCGAUUUUCAAUGCCCUAAAUAUAGACAUAAUAGAGAGAAAAAUAUUCUUUAUUUUUCCUUUUUGAUGUGGGUUUCAUAAAUCAUAAUUAAGCUAUUGUUACAUAGCACAUUAGUGAGGUAUCUGAGGCCUAAAAGUUGAAUUUCUGCUGAAUAUUUUGGCUAUCGAUUUGCAUUGGAAAAUUAAAGGUACCGCUAUUAAUUUUUAUAAGGUUUUCUUCCAGAUUAAUGAGAGAUAGAUGGAGAGAGCAAUGAUUCAUCAAAAAUCAAAUUUAUGUUACUGCUAACGCACCAAUUCUAUCUAACAAACGAGUUAUAAUUGACAGCACUCCGCGUUUUGAAUUUUUUAUCCUAAGCAUGGUUAAAUGAUAGUCGAAAUUAAAUUUAAAGCAUAAUUUUCGCAGAAAUUUUGUCUAAACUCGGGCUGUUCUAUCAUUUUAUCUUUUCAAUGUGGAAGAUAAAAAUGGUAUAAUUCAAUCGGCAUAUUAACGAAAUUACUCGAUAAAACUGAAGCUGAUGAUGGCGCUCAUUGUUGAGAUGAAACUUUGCAAUACCAGCGACUUAUUUAUAACCAAAACGAAAAAUUUAAUCAUAAAGUUGUCUGUUGUAAUUCUCAAAGUUUUAGAACCUUUUCCGAAGAUAGUGACACCACGGAAUAUUAUAUUCUGAUUAUAAGUACAUGCAUGAUUUUUUUUUUUUUUUUUUUUAUUAGCUUUUAGUAUAACUAUUACAGCUCAACAAUUAUUUGAACGACAUAACAAGAUACAGUUCUAUAGAAUAUAAUAUUAAAAAAAAAAAUGUAUAGAUAAAUGAUUACAAUGAAAUAAAAAGUAAAGUAA
Melanaphis sacchari is the source of this 2259-nucleotide messenger RNA. RefSeq lists its product as uncharacterized. Lineage: Eukaryota; Metazoa; Arthropoda; Insecta; Hemiptera; Aphididae. The coding region runs from base 32 to 997 and encodes 321 amino acids. The transcript is spliced from 7 exons. The record is from RefSeq and is a predicted model, not a curated record.